Molecule: messenger RNA, 1669 nt
Organism: Eucalyptus grandis
Lineage: Eukaryota; Viridiplantae; Streptophyta; Magnoliopsida; Myrtales; Myrtaceae
Product: type I inositol polyphosphate 5-phosphatase 5
Exons: 7
Biological process (GO): phosphatidylinositol dephosphorylation
Molecular function (GO): phosphatidylinositol-3,4,5-trisphosphate 5-phosphatase activity; phosphatidylinositol-4,5-bisphosphate 5-phosphatase activity; inositol-polyphosphate 5-phosphatase activity
Source: RefSeq, a predicted model, not a curated record
CCCAAGAAUCGAAGGCCUGAACCUAUCUAGCUUUGAAGCAUCCAUGGCACCGGAAACCGAAGCUAGAGAACUCCGAAUAUUUGCAGGGACUUGGAACGUGGGAGGGAGGACACCCAACAACACGCUCAACUUGCAAGAUUUUCUGCAGGUGGAGGGAUCUUCGGACCUAUACGUCCUAGGGUACGAUGAAUUAGCUCCUUUUUAUAUCUAGGUUUCAGGAAAUCGUUCCCUGAGUGCCGGUAACGUGCUGGUGGUUGAGGACAAUGAACCCGCCGCGAAGUGGCUGGUCCUUAUAAACCAAGCCCUAAACCGACCGUACGACAACGACUCGUCUGGCCAUGGCUCGAAACCACCGAACAAAUCCUCCAAGGACUUGGCAACGAGAACCCCGAACGCCGUCAACUUCCUCCAGAAGCCGUCCCUGAAAGUCCUGCGCAAGAAAUUAAAGGCGAACAAGGCUCUCCUCAAAUCCUGCAACUGCAGCACGGAGUCGUCGCCAAUAGCCAGAGAGAGGCGGAGGCAGAGGAAGUUCAGUGACGCCAUGGACCGGCCGGAGUUCAUGUCUUUCCAGUACCGCCGCGAGAGCUGCGUCGACGACCUCUUCGUGGGUGCGGAGCUCGACCCAUCUUACUAUCCGUCGUCCCCAGUGCUGAGCGCAAAUGAUCCGCGGUACAAGCUCGUGGCCUGCAAGCAGAUGGUCGGGAUUUUCCUGACCGUGUGGGCUCGGACCGAGCUGGUGCAACACGUCGGCCACCUCAAGGUGUCGUCCGUGGGAAGAGGGAUCAUGGGUUGCCUCGGAAACAAGGGAUGCAUAUCCGUAAGCCUGUCGUUGCACCAAACCAGCUUCUGCUUCGUGUGCAGUCACUUGGCCUCUGGCGAGAAGGAAGGCGACGAACUCAAGCGGAACGCCGACGUCUGUGAGAUCUUAAAGAGCACCCAGUUCCCUAAAAUCUGCAAGAAACCUGACCGGCGAGACCCCGAAAGGAUACUGGAGCAUGACCGGGUUAUCUGGAUGGGAGAUCUGAACUACCGGCUUUCGUUGAGUUACGAGGAGACGAGGUGUUUGUUGGAGGGUAAUGACUGGGACACUCUCCUCGAAAAGGAUCAGUUGAACAUCGAAAGAGAAGCUGGAAGAGUGUUUAAUGGGUUCAAGGAAGGACGUAUCCUCUUCGCCCCGACCUAUAAAUACUCGCACAAUUCGGACUCCUACGCCGGCGAAACUGUCAAGUCCAGGAAGAAACGCCGGACUCCCGCAUGGUGCGAUAGGAUACUAUGGAGCGGAAACGGGAUCGACCAGCUGUCUUACAUUCGAGGGGAGUCGCGAUUCUCCGAUCACAGGCCGGUAUGCUCGGUGUUCGCAGUGGUGGUGGAAGCGAGGAGGAAACCGAUAGCACGGUACAGGAAGGGGAAUUCCUGUGCCGGCACUAGAGUAGUAGUAGAUUAUGGUGAGUGCAUACCCCAAAGGCAUAAACUUGAAUGAACUCUGAAGCCUAACUGAUAAUCAAUGCUUGUGCUUCAAAUCUCUCUCUCUCUCUCUCUCUCAAAAAUGCUUCCUGUACAAAAUGCUGGGGAAGGGAUUUUCAUCUCCACAAAAGUUUUCCCCACCUCGAGCGUGCAUGACAAACUGACAGGGAAGGGAUUUUCACAGCAAAUACCCUAAAUGCUGGGG